AUGCUUGAACAUCUUACUCAUGAUAAAUCAUGGUUCAAUAAAUAUGAAUGUGAUCAAGCUGAAUAUACUCAUUAUGUAGUGUUUAGUGACAAAUCCGUUAAAGGCACAUGUCAAAAAACACAACAGCAUGCUGGUGGAAACGAGACGGCAACUAGCCAGUCGAAAGAAGCUAGUUCAAAUAGUUCAUGUGAAAAAAUACACGAUGUACGUAAAGUUACACAUUCAACAUUGGAAUCAUCAAACAAACCUCAACAACCGCAAGAACAAUUUAAACAAGAAGGGGAG
Molecule: messenger RNA, 285 nt
Organism: Didymodactylos carnosus
Lineage: Eukaryota; Metazoa; Rotifera; Eurotatoria; Philodinida; Philodinidae
Source: the annotation of a GenBank genome assembly